Messenger RNA from Puntigrus tetrazona (Sumatra barb), 3141 nucleotides. Its product is annotated as KIAA2013 ortholog. The record is from RefSeq and is a predicted model, not a curated record. The transcript has 3 exons. Bases 530 to 2392 code for a protein of 620 amino acids. NCBI's taxonomy places the organism in Eukaryota, Metazoa, Chordata, Actinopteri, Cypriniformes, Cyprinidae.
GGCAGCCUGCUGGUUUCCUUCCACAAACAGAGAUGUCAGCUGGCAGAGGGAUGACAUGUACAUACAGCAAAUAAAACAAGCAAACGACGUCGAAAUUACUCAACUCUAGCAGAAACGCGCGAUUACGCGACGCAAACAUUGCUUCGAGGCGACAAAGUAAAAGCGAAAUGGGUGAGCAGAAAUGUUUUGACUAGUCAGCUGACUAGCCCGAUGAGAACAGCAACUACAGUGCUGCAAUAAAAGCCGACUCUUUAUAUACACGAGUGGCUCGUUUAACAAAUGUUUGGAGUUGUCUUUGCACGGAAAAGCGUUUGCCUCUUUUAUGAGGAAGUAGGGUUUUCCACAACUCUAUGACAGAAGAAAUUACUUCAACAUUUUUCCGCGCGUGUUGCUCUUCAAGUUAAGCUUGAUAAGUUAAUAGUACCAUGCCUGUCGGAGCUGUUUGCCACUCCCAGCUUUUACUGCUGUCAGGAAGUCGCUGAUGCCCUAUAUAGUGAUCACCCUUGACUGAGGAAAACAGCAGUCGUUUAUGUUCAGUCCAUCAAAGAGCAUUUGGAGCAAAAGACAGAGCAUGUGGCUUCAGCAGAGAUUAAAGGGGCUGCCUGGUUUGCUCUCGAGCAGCUGGGCCCGCCGUGUCUUGGUUGGAUUGCUGCUCUUCCUCAUUUUCUACUGGUACUUGAGCUCAGAUGGGCUCCUGAAGGCUCUGAGCAUGUCCAGGGAGUCUGGAGGAGCGGCGGGGGUAUGUUUGCAGACUGAUCUUCACAGGUGGGUGUCGUUGGUGGACCGAGGGGAGGGAGUGGUUCUCACCCCCCAGAGCAAAGAAACGGUCCCGUUUGUGGUCGGUAACGGACAUUUUCUGGUGGACGUGGACUCUAACAAACUCUGGGUAGCUUCAUCUUCACAGCCGGGAUCCGCACCCGUACACCAAACAGACUACGGGCCGAUAGCUCGGAUGCAGGUCCCGGGAACGCGCUCGGAGGCCCGGGGCAUGAUGCUGUGGUACAGAAAAGGCUCUGUUUUUUCCAGCAGGUGCAUCCUGACAGCUGCUUCCCAGUCUUCUCGCGACUGCGUCACCAUACGGGAGGAAUUCGUCGCGCAUCGCAGCCGACCCAACGUUUAUCUCCAGAGGAUUCACGUAUCGAACCCCACAGACCGGCCGGUUCUGAUCGACCUGGUUUCGAUCGAGUCUCUGUCGUUUAGGAGCGCCGCGGAGAAGGUGGAGGAUAAGGAGUUUGCGCUCUCCUCGGGACGUGUGCUCACGGAAAAGAAGGAAACCGUGUUGGUGGUGGUGGGCACAAAGAAGCUGAGCCCCAAGAUCCAGGUCUCUGCCAAAUCUGAAUACUCUGAAAACCUGGUGAGCGUGAUUCACACCUCAGAGCCCACCGAGGGAGGGAAGCUGGACGAGACCCUGGGCAAACUGAGAGAAGGAGUCAAGAGAGAGAUGGUGGACGUCCUCAGAGCCAAUGUGGAAGAGUUAAUGCAAGAGCACCAGCAGGCGUGGGUGGAUCUCUUCAUAUCUGGUGUGGAAAUCAGAAAGAUCACAGACGCUCAUACUCCGUCCAGUCUUACGGUCAACAACACGCUGUACUACAUUCUGUCGACCUCCACAGCGCCCCUCCUGGAUCAGAGUCUGACCGCAGAAGAGCAGGAGCGCCUGGAGUCCAGUCUGAACUACGCCGACCACUGCUUCAGCGGUCACGCCACCAUGCACGCCGAGAACCUGUGGCCCGAGCGCCUGACCAACGUGGCUCAGAUCCUGCAGCUGGUCAACCUCUGGAACCUGACCUUCCAGAAGAGAGGGUGCAAGGUCCUGGUGGCGGCAGGCACUCACGGCAUGAUGCAAGGCAUGGUGCUGAGUUUCGGCGGCCUGCAGUUCACCGAAAACCACCUUCAGUUCCAGGCCGACCCGGAUGUUCUUCACAACAGCUACUCUUUGAGGGGCAUCCAUUACAAUAAAGACCUCAUCAACCUGGCCGUGUUGCAGGACGCCGAGGGCAAGCCCUUCCUCCACGUGUCCGUCAAGCCUCAGGAGAAACCCGUGAAGCUGUACGCCUGCGAGGCCGGCUGCAUGAACGAGCCCGUGGAGCUGACCUCGGAGCUGCGAGGACACACGUUUCCGGUGAUGGUGACCCAGCCCAUCACGCCUCUGCUGUACAUCUCCACUGAUCUCACGCACCUGCAGGACCUGAGACACACCAUGCACGUCAAGGCCAUCUUGGCUCACGAGGACCACAUGGCCAAGCAGUACCCAGGCCUGCCCUUUCUCUUCUGGUUCAGCGUGGCGUCCCUCAUCACGCUCUUCCACCUUUUCCUCUUCAAACUCAUCUACAACGAGUACUGUGGGCCUGGAGCCAAGCCGCUCUUCAGGAGCAAGGAUGAUGUUUCUCUCUGAAGCCAAAUCCAGUGUGCAGAAACAUUAAAUAUGGCUCUUUCUCUGGAUGUCUUCUCAGGAUUGAUUUUAAUCACUGGAGACGUACUGAUGCAUAUAUCGCUGUCUGAAUUUAAUUAUGAACAUUAUCCGAUUUCUGUCGAGGAGCAUGUAAGUGGUUGAUAUAUGAAGACUGUUAAAUGGUGCCCUGUCUUGUGCGAAAUAGUGCUUCAAUAUCAAUAACUGUGAAGGAUUCAAAAAGACCUUUUGUUAAUUUAUUAUUCUAGUUCAUAAACGAGCGCAGUAAUAAAAUCCCAACGGAAACCGAAUCAAAUACGCAGCUCCUAAACGCUGAUUUUUAUGUGAAUGAAGAAACAAAAAGAUAAAAUCGCCAUGAAAUGGAAGCAGGAACAGAGCUUUACUUCUGUAUUGCGAUCAACUUUAGUUCAUCAGAUAAUUAAAAAAAAAAAAAAAAUGUAAGGUGUGGUUUGGCUAUAUGGGGAUAAACGAUAAACUUAUUUUUACUUGAAUAAUGAAUUGUGACAUUUUGAUUUUGAGGUCAUUUCUGAGCCUCAUUGAAACAGCUGGGAACAGGGCAAGUUGUAUAUUUAUUCGAGCAAUCAGCAUUAAACAUCACACAUUGUUAAUCACGUGGAACAGUGAAGGUAGAACAGCAUUGCAUUAUUAUAAUGACAUACAUGCAGAUGAUAACUCCUUGUCUCUGAUCGAUGUCCCGUCGUGUUUAAAAGAAAAUAAAUGUGUCUUGGGCUCAA